Molecule: messenger RNA, 1774 nt
Organism: Acanthoscelides obtectus
Lineage: Eukaryota; Metazoa; Arthropoda; Insecta; Coleoptera; Chrysomelidae
Source: the annotation of a GenBank genome assembly
AAACAGCCUAUAUCCAAAGCUUUAUUCGUUUCUUUGUAAUACGCAAAGUAGAAAACGGCCUAUAUCCGUUCCCGCCAAUUUCAGUCGGCAAAAUGCGUAAAUCCCAGAACGUGUAAUAACGCUUACGGUGAACACGUGCAUCUGCGAAUUUACAGCUUGGUGCAAGUGAUAGUGGAAUCUAUAUUUCCAUAAAGGGCUUUUGAAAGAUUAUGGCGAGACGAAUUGACAGAAUCUUCGAAGCGUUGAAGUCUACUACCAGCUAUGAAAAAGUAAAUGAAAAAAAUAAUAACUACGACCUAUCAAAGGCUAUUCAGGAUGCUGAAAUAAUAUUUUCAGACGCUGCUGGCGAAGACUACAGUGCUGUUGGAAAUGUGGAUUCAGUAGAAGCGCAAAGUGCUAGCGAGUGCAAUAGUGAAUUUGUAGACGCACAAAUUAGCGAUUUUGUAGUUGAUGGAGAAGUCAGAAUGAUGAUGGAAGACGCAAGUGAUGAAGCUGUGGCUCCAAUUCAGUUGAGUAUUGUUGAAAUUGGCCAACGUGAUUCCAUUUUCGAUUAAAUACCUUCCUGUUCAGGAGUACAAUCCACUAUUAUUGAAAAUCUAACUGUAGAAGAUUGUGAGAGCUCCGACUUAGAUGAGUCUGAUCAUACGCCUUGUACUAAACUAUCGGAUAAGAUAUUAGAAGACGAAGGACCCCGUCGGAAGCGUUCAACAAAGUAUGAAGUAAACAAAAAUAAAUGGCAUGAAAACAAGAAUCGAAUUAAAAGAGAAAAGGGAGAAUCAUACGUAGGGAAAAAAAAGGAAAAUGGGAUGUGGAAAUAUGACAUUUUAAAGGAACCGAGAUCACUAAAGGAUGUAUGUCGUUGUAAACUAAGUAACAAUCAAAAAUCUGUUUUAAAAUGUAGAGAAUUGACUGAAAAUGAGAGAAAAAACAUUUUUAAGGAAUUUUGGCAAUACACUUGGGCAGAAAAGAGGGUUUUCGUAAAAAAUCACGUUUCCAUAAAUUAUACUAUAAGAAAACGGGGAAUUAGGGACGUUUCAAGAAGAUCUUAUUCAAACAGAUUCUUUUUGGGCAAGGACAGACUAAGGGUUUGUAGAACGAUGUUUCUUAAUACGUUAGGAGUAAAAGAGUGGGUUAUAAAAAAAUGGGCCAAAAGUAACUUGGAAAAUGGUUAUAGAAAGGAUGAAGAUAAUGUACAGCCGAAUAAAAUACGUGACAGUACUACUGCACCUACUCGUUCGCUGCAUGACUUUUUCGACUGUCUACCGAAGCUGGAAUCGCACUAUUGCAGGGCUUCCACAUCCAAGCUCUAUUUAGAGCCAACUUGGAAUUCUAAGGCUCACUUAUAUAAAAUUUACAAAAGCGACUACUGUACUACACAUAACGUUGAACCUGUAUCGAUUGCAACAUUCCAUAAAGAAUUCGACAAAAAACGACUAUCACUCUAUAAACCAAAAAAAGAUCUAUGUGACACUUGUGUUGCUUUUGAGACGGGCAAUUUAACAGAAGAUAAGUACAAUGAACACAUUGCAUUCAAAAAUGCAGCAAGAACUGCAAAGACCGUAGAUAAAGAGUCUCCAAACGAAGUUUUUACAAUGGACCUUCAAUCCGUUUUGCUAUCCCCAAAAUCAAACACGUGUGCACUGUAUUAUAAAACUAAGCUGAUUGUCCACAACUUCACCCUCUAUGACAUCAAGCGCAAUCAGGGCUACUGUUAUUUAUGGAAUGAAGCGGAAGGAGGACUAACUAGUGAUGAGUUCACAAGCAUAAUAAUAUC